Hemiscyllium ocellatum (epaulette shark) is the source of this 3305-nucleotide messenger RNA. RefSeq names its product ubiquitin-conjugating enzyme E2 R2-like. The record is from RefSeq and is a predicted model, not a curated record. The transcript is spliced from 5 exons. NCBI's taxonomy places the organism in Eukaryota, Metazoa, Chordata, Chondrichthyes, Orectolobiformes, Hemiscylliidae. The coding region runs from base 300 to 1013 and encodes 237 amino acids. Gene Ontology annotation, molecular function: ubiquitin conjugating enzyme activity. Gene Ontology annotation, biological process: ubiquitin-dependent protein catabolic process; protein polyubiquitination.
GAUUGGUCGGAGCCGGUGACGGGGGCGAUUGUAUCCAGAGCGCGGGGUCAGUGACUCGGAGCCGAGUCUCCGGCCACGGGCCACCCCCCACCCCCCACCCAGAGCCACAGCGGAGAUCCCCACCCCCCAGCCCCCCACCCUCACAGCGGAUACCCUUCCCGGAUAGGCCCCGGACCUAGAGCGGAUACCCCCCAGGACAGGCCCAAGACCCAGAGCGGAGACAACUCCGGACCGAACCCACAGUCAGUCUCGUCGCAGCCCGGCCCGGGGGCCCGGCUCCGGCUCCGGCCCCGGCGGCCAUGGCUCACCAGCAGAGCAGCAGCUCCCAGAAGGCGCUGAUGUUGGAGCUGAAGAGCCUCCAGGAGGAGCCGGUGGAGGGUUUCCGCAUCACCCUGGUCGACGAGUCCGACCUCUACAACUGGGAAGUGGCGAUCUUCGGGCCGCCCAACACUCACUACGAGGGCGGCUACUUCAAGGCGCAAUUGACAUUUCCUAUGGAUUAUCCAUACUCUCCACCCACAUUCCGCUUCCUCACUAAGAUGUGGCAUCCCAAUAUCUAUGAGAAUGGGGACGUGUGUAUUUCAAUUCUGCAUCCACCAGUCGAUGACCCGCAGAGUGGAGAGCUCCCCUCUGAGAGAUGGAAUCCCACCCAAAAUGUCAGGACAAUUCUCCUCAGUGUCAUUUCACUGUUGAAUGAACCAAACACGUUUUCUCCUGCUAAUGUGGAUGCUUCAGUGAUGUUCAGGAAGUGGCGGGACAGUAAAGGAAAGGAUCGAGAGUAUGCAGAGAUUAUUAGAAAACAGGUUUUAGCCACCAAGGCAGAAGCAGAUAAAGAUGGCGUGAAGGUACCAACCACCUUGGCGGAAUAUUGUGUCAAGACUAAAGCUCCUCCACAUGACAAUAGUUCGGACUUGCUGUAUGAUGACCUGUACGACGAUGAUAUGGAUGAUGAAGAAGAUGGUGAUGCUGAUUACUAUGAUGACGAUGACGACUCAGGAAAUGAAGAAUCAUGACCAUCAUCGGGCAGGAGGGAGGUGACCAGCUGACCCCCUCCUCCCUGCUCCCCCCUCCCGUCCCCUCCCCCUCUCCCUCCCCUCCAGGGGCUUAAUGGCUGCCCUUGCUCUGAGCCUGAGACCAGGCUGCAUUGCAAUAUUUGUUGUCCCUCCCACCCCUUCUCCUCAGUCAAUAUAUUUGGGGUCUGUCACGUCACUGCUGUUCCAAAAUAAACUGUUUCCUGGCUGGGAGGGGGAGAAGAGGGGAUUGGUUAUUUUCGUUUGAGGGUUGGGUGGGGGGGGUGGGAGGGAGGGGCUGGUUUGUAUUCUUGUUUCUGGCGCUGUGUCUGUUUUUGAAGCCAAUGGUGAAAGGUUUAUGGGGGAUGUGCUGCAUCACUCCAUGUAACUUGCUGAUAAAGAUUUGCCUCUGAUGAUACUAACUUUCUACCUGAUAGUCUGGCCCUUUCUUCCCCUCACGUCUCUCCUGGAGUGGAGUCUGUGUCCACUCUAACCGCUGCUGCCAAAUCACUGUCCCAGGAGCUUUCCACUCUGAUCCGAUUUGUGUUGAGUCGCUCUCUUUUUCUCUCUCUCUCUUUUUUUUUUCUCUCUCUUUCUUUCUUUCUCUUUCUUUCUCUUUCUUUCUCUUUCUUUCUCUCUCUCUUUUUCUCUCUCUCUCUCUCUUUUUCUCUCUCUCUCUCUCUCUCUCUCUCUCUCUCUCUCUCUCCUGCGCAGUUUGCUGUCUCUGGCUGCAGUCGUGUAACUCUGCCCCUGAGUAACGUUGAAUGACCUUUCGCCAAGACCUGGUUCCAUUUCCUCGGGAGGGUAUGAAUUACAGGUGGCACAGGAUAGAGAUCCUUUCUCUCUAGGAUGACCCUAUGCACCCCCUACCCUAGCCCUGUCUGCAGCUUGAAGCUUCACUGCCACUGACCACCUGUUAAUCUGUCGGGGCUGGUUCAUGUUGGUUUUGGAGGCUGCUUCAGCAACAUGCCACUGAGACUGAACACACUGAUCUCGUUGCACAAUCUGUCCCACAAUGCUUUGCUUCCGUUCUGUCACAACGUUAAAGUUGAUGUAUUAAUGAUGGAGACAUUGUGAGAUGCAAGUUUUAAAAGGAUGGUUUUUUUUUGGUUAAACCAAAGCCCUUGAAUUGCCGCUGUCCUGACAUUAGCAACUCUGAGCCACAACUCUCAAAUUCCUCCCUCUGGAAGGGGGAAACAGAGAGAGUGCCAGUUCUGAGUCAGCCCAGGCCAGAGGAUGAAUUAAUUCACAGUAAUUCAGUUUUGGGUUUGUGAAGAUGGCUCCAGGCACAGAAGAGAGGGAUUCCUGUGCAACCUGAAAACAGGCCUUGUUGCCAAAACACAAACUUCCUGACUUGGAAGUUGAAGAAUUAAGACCUGACUAUUUCCAUCAUAAUUCAUUUUCAGAAGAAUUUCUAAAACUGCAUUGCGGGAUCAGCCUAAAUCCUGAUUCUCCACUUGAGUGACUGAUCAUUAUGUUUGUGCAUAGCCCUAGACAUUCUAUGUCUUCACAGUGAUUUAAAAUUGCAGUGUGAGUCAGCCUGCUCAGGUGCCUGUACCCUGUGCAGAGUCACCAUCUCCGGGAGGGAAAUCUGCAGUUGUGGUUUUCUGUCCUGGCGUGUCUGACCAGGCUCUGAGCUGGAGGGGUUGGGCUGACGGUCAUUCAGUGGUUGUCCUGCACUGGGAUGUGAGCAAUGUUCCUCCAAUCUGAUUUGGAUAAUUGAGAACAAUGUGUAACAUUGAGCUCCUUGAGAACGCAUUGUGAAAUGCUAUGUGGUAAUAGCAAACUUUGGAGCCUUUCCUGAUGCCUGGAUCUGGUUUCUGCACCUCUGGCUGCUGACUGUCCAAAACCAUAGCCCCUCCCACCCCUACCCCCCUGCAGGGAAAGGGAGCGAGGUGGACCCUGGGCAUCUGACUUUGGCAGCAUUGUCUGCAGAGAACGGUUGCACGUCCCAGUGUCCCACUUGCAAUCUUUGCUUGGAGGUUUUGUUUAGGAUUGCGAUUCCUUCGUACCCAAAACCCUUGGUCUACAAUGAGCUUUGCUCUGGGAUUACUCUGACUACCCAGGUGAGUGCAAGUCUCAGGUGAGGGACUUCCUUUUGAUCUCCAGCAGCUGCUGUUCUUCCUGAUGCUAGGCAGCUCGAAGCUAACCUCAAUCUGAAACAGGAGGGAUAUUUAUCCAGGAGCCCCGUGAACAGUGGCUUUUGUCCAUGUUUGCUGCAGCCGGGAGUUAGCAGUAUUUUGAUUUUUAGUCGUUAUUUCUUUGUUUUGAAAUUGAAUAAAGGACUUUUCAGGA